AUGAAGCUUCUAGACCCGUACCUUCCAAAAACAGAACCUGAUCAGUACGGAUUCAAAGAAGGCGGUUCAUUGUUCGCUCUUGGUCUUAUUCAUGCCAAUCACGGAACUGCUGACUGUGUUAAGUAUCUUCGAGAGCAGUUGUCAGCUGCACAGACAUCAGCAGUCCGUCACGGAGCGUGUCUCGGGCUUGGACUUGCUGCUAUGGGAACACAAAAUCAAGAUGUGAGGGGUAGCUACCGACCCAAACAACGACGUGAAGAGAUUCGCUGUGAUGGGAAUUGGGUUCCUGUUGAGCAA
Ostertagia ostertagi is the source of this 297-nucleotide messenger RNA. The record is from the annotation of a GenBank genome assembly. NCBI's taxonomy places the organism in Eukaryota, Metazoa, Nematoda, Chromadorea, Rhabditida, Trichostrongylidae.